GAACCGGACAUCCAUCCUCCGCCAUAGUCAACAUCAUGUGCCUGAAAGACCUAUUCAGAUCCGGAGAUCUCCUAUUAGCAUCAUUACCUAUAUGCGAAGUCUCGAUAGAUAGGAAUAGCAUUCCGUCAGAAGUUAUAUCAUCCGAUUACCCCCACAUCCAGAUGAAGCAUUUCAGCAGGCUCGCUAGAUCUCCUUCCGAGAUCAAAGGCUUCUACGUUUACAGUGUCGUCUAUCAGUCAUAUAUAUAGGCCAUGUCGUAUCUUCAUACCAUCGGAUAUUUCAUUCGAGGAGUGAAGGAAAUCUCGAGUGAAGCAGGGAAAGAUGUUAUCAAAGAAGUUUUCUUACCUUCUUAGUCUAACUGCCUUGGCCUCGGGGACGAUUCUCCAGAAUGGCCAAGUUAGGAUCACAAAUUACCCCGACACCAGGGUAGAUAUAUCCUCAUAUGAAUUCCAGACAUACGACGCCAAUGCCACAGAGCUGUCCUAUAAAGGGAGAUGGGACUCGAAGAAGGUGUCCUGGUGGUCAGCUCCCGGCCUCGUCUUCGGCUUCACGGGGGACACGGUAGCCAUCACUUUCAGAGAGUUAACUACCGACGCGACACUCAUUGGCUACCGAAUCGGCGGGCUAGACUGGUCUUUCACGAACGUGACCGCUGGCGCCACCCAUCUACUCGUCUCUCCUAAAACUCCCGGUGUGAAUGAGACAUUUCCGGUGAAUCCGCUUCGCUUCGAACUGCGUGUUACGAACUGGGCCUAUGGCGUGCAGAUCGACAAGGUCCAUGUCGCUUCGGGGGAGCUUCUCAUUAAGAUUCCCCCUUACAAACGGUCAAUCGAAUUCAUUGGGGACAGUCUCACUUCAGGCAUGUAUACGAGUUACGAGGGUCUCUCGAGCUUUGCGUACGGCGUCGGCGCUGGUCUAGGUGACACGGAAUGGUAUGUCACCGCGUAUCCGGGCAUUUGCGUCUCGGACCAGGACUGCUGGGGUAAUCCGCGAGGGCAAAGCCACCAGUGGUUUUACGCGUCUGACACGAGUUGGAGGGCAAGCCAACUUUGGGGAGAUGAGCCUGAGUCAUGGGAUUUCGAUAAGCAGGAGACAACUCCCGACAUUGUCAUCAUCAACUUAGGAACGAACGACAACAACACGGAAAACCACGUCAGUACAGAAACGUACGUUGACGCAUACAAGAAGUUGAUCCAAGGUGUCCACGGGAAGUAUCCCGAAGCUCAAGUCCUUGUAAUGCAACUAUGGAUGGGGUUUCAUCCUUACGGUAACAGCUACCAACAAGAUCUGGGUUAUGAGCUAGAAUUAAAGGAUAUUGUGGCCUACUUCAACUCGGACCAGUACCUGUCGAAACCGGCUAUCUGGGAUGGGACGACGAACACGACGACAACGCUCGACACACCUAGUAAAUCUUUCGUACACUACUUCAGCACCAAAGGCAUAUUGCAGCAUAACGAUAUUGGGCCUCUGUGGCAUCCGACAGAUGUCGGUGCCAUCAAGGUUGCGAGUCACCUUAGCCAAUUUAUCAAGCUGACUUUCGGUUGGGAUUUAAUUGCUACGGGUCCUGAAAUUUUCCACGAUACAUUGUAUUGGAACGAUGAACAGAGUUACUAGGUAUAGCUGUAUAAUGUCUACUAAAUUCGGUCUGUUGUGGUGAAAGGAGAUAAUUGGGUUGAGCAUAUUGACUAUCUACAUAACACCUACCUACCUACCUACUUAGAUAUGAUAACACAGAGCUAGCUUCUAUUAUAUAUAGGUGCUUAGAUCUAUGCUAUCUUCUUACAUCCGAUGAAGCUUCAGCUAUCGCGUACUUUGGAGCAUCCGGCAAAGUCAUUUAGGUCACAUAAUCGAU
Molecule: messenger RNA, 1852 nt
Organism: Annulohypoxylon maeteangense
Lineage: Eukaryota; Fungi; Ascomycota; Sordariomycetes; Xylariales; Hypoxylaceae
Product: SGNH hydrolase-type esterase domain-containing protein
Exons: 6
Coding region: 322-1614 (430 amino acids)
Molecular function (GO): carboxylic ester hydrolase activity
Source: RefSeq, a predicted model, not a curated record